CCAAGCUUUUAUUUUUUUAGGUAACUACAUCCGGUGUUGUACACCAACGUUGGACGCAGCGUUUUCUGUCUAAUUUCCACCGCUUGGAGUGCUGUUGGGUAUGAUAACCUUGAGUCGCUGUAGUUUUGUUGUGUAGAGCCAAUGUCAGAAGCAUGCUUGGAGUCUCGGGCCUCCCUCAUGUGCCUUACCAGCGGGUAGUUAACUCCUUUAGUGGCUAAUGAGAGUAGGCGGCCGCUUUACGGUAUGCCUCGGAGAAAGAAAAACGGCCAGAGCCCGGCCAGGCAGCCCGGGGGACCGCCGGAGGGAGGAAGCCUGGGCCCCUACACGGGAUACCCACUACGUCCGGGACAUGACCAAGCUAUGGCGAGCAACAACUUCCCACUUAGCACCCUGGCGCCCAGCUCCGCUGACAAGGAGAAAAUCGUGAAGAGCAUGCGGGAGAUGUUCUCCCACCUGGACCCGGAUGUCAUACACAUCGUGUUGUCCGAGUGCGACUUUAAAGUUGAAAACGCCAUGGACUCCCUCCUGGAGCUGUCUGUGGCGGCUGAGGGCGCGGCUCCAAUCCCGGCUCCGGCCUCAGGCUUUGAGCACACCGCUGCAGCUUUGAUCAGCUCCCAAGACUUUUCUGACCCAGGCCGAGGCUUGGGGUCUUCAUCGCAUCAGCCCCCCUCACCUCUACCCACUGACCUGCUGACAGAGGAGCUGGACUUGCUUAUUGACCAAGAGUUGGAUACACUGACCAUGCAGCAAGACAUUAGGGGGGAGCAGCACAGCAGCUUUUCUUCUAAAUCUUUCCCUCCACCUCCAGAGCAUCUUCAGUGGGGUCCCGAUGCUGCACCCAGAGGCUUGGUUGAGCCUUCAUCUGGAGCUCUGUUGCCCCCCAAUCAGGUCAGUGCAUGGGAGGACAACACCGCUGAGCCACAGGGAGGUGUGCUGGAUUUUAAACACCUGAUGACAGAAAUGCCUUCAGACAAGCCCAAACCUCCUUGGAAUCUGUCAGCGUUUGGUCGCCCCUCAGCUUUUCAGGUGUAUAAAAAGCAGGACCCGCCUCCCUCUCUGUCAGAGAAGACUGCACCUGCAGGACCUGAGGCUGCAGGCCGCGGAACCAGUUCUGUAGCCAGCUCGCUAAACAACAAUCCACCUAGUCUCUUGGGACCAUGUUGGAACCUGGAGGCACCCGUGUUUUCUCCCCGUUUGCCCGGAAAGGAGGGACCCGCCUUCAUAACCCCUGUGGCUCAAACCCCCCCCUGCUGGCUCAGCCUGAACAGGAACGCCUCCCCCUGGCUCACCCAGGGCGCUGUCAGCAAGGCCCCUCUCAAACCUACUGCUACUAUCCCAAAGGCCUGGAACCGGCCCUCUUCUCCUCAGGCCCCUGUCAAGCUCAACAAGCUCCGUUUGCAGGGGAAAGUGCUCGUGCUCCUCCGUGGUGCUCCAGGAUCUGGCAAAACCACCCUGGCAAGAGCCUUGCUGCACAAUAACCCCGGUGGAGUAAUACUAAGCACUGACGACUAUUUCACCCACAAUGGAGGGUACCGGUUUGACCCCACGAUGCUGGGGGAGGCCCACGAGUGGAACCAUAAGCGAGCCAGAGAGGCUUUCAAGAAGGGCACCCACCCCAUCAUCAUCGAUAACACCAACAUGCAGGGCUGGGAGAUGAAGCCCUAUGUGGCUCAGGCGCUGAGACAUGGCUAUAAAGUGCUGUUCAGAGAGCCGGACAGCUGGUGGAGGCACAAGCCUAGAGAGCUGGAGAGACGCACCGCACACAAGGUCCCCGUGGAAACCAUCCGCCGCAUGCUGAAUGGAUUCGAGCGCUGCGUCACCGUCCAGUCCAUCUUGGGCUCGCACGCGCCUGAGAUCAAACAGCGUCCGCCUCCAGAGAACAAAAGCUCACAACCCGCCUCCUCUGAAACGACAUGUCCUGACCUCGUAUGUCAGCCGAAGUCAACUGAGAGCUGUAAAAAAUCCCACCCUGCCCCUCUUUUGUCCUCCCUUCCCGAUGUGUCGUCAGUCGGCGGCUCCGGAGAGGUUUCGGCGCAAAAGGAUGAUAUCUGCCAAUCUUCCGAGUCGCUCCAUCUCCAACUCUCUGGAACACAAAACAACGUUCCUGGUGCCUCUGAGGAGGACGAUGAGAUGGAUUUUGGCGAGCUUGACUCUGAGCUGGACUCUGAGCUGGACUCCUGGUUAGAGCUGAACCCCCCCGCAGGAGACGGGGGCAUCCCAGAUUGUGUUGUGGAGUCGGUGAUGAACGAAGAGACCUGCGGCGAUUCGGUGCAAGCGGCCUUCUCUGAGUCCAUUGGACAGAGAGUUCGGAGAGAAAGGCCAAGCAGGAGGUCUGGCUUUGAGCAGGCAGAGCCAGCAGAUGUGGUGAAAGACGCCAACCAGCCAGAAGAAGAAAAGCCGGAGGACGGUGAGAUGGCGAGGUGUGAGGAGGAGGGGGAGGAAGCGCCCAAGACAUUAAACUUUGUGGGAGAUUGGCCGUCUGAAGGCUCCCUGAAGCAGCGACCGGCAAGGAAAAGAGAAAGGCACAGAGUCAAGAGUGGAAAGGGACCUCGGGCAGGAGCUAGUAACAAUGAAAAAACAACCAGUACGAAGACAGGCCCUGACAUAACAGCUUUUCAGAAGCUUCUGGAUCUCAUUCAAACCGGUGUCGCUCCAAGUCAAACCAGCUCCUCCAGCUCCCGCUCCGCUUCUACCAGCUCGGGGGAGGAACGCCAGAGGGAGAGCGGCGGCGAGGGUGCGUUUGAGGAUCCGAGCAGUGAGGACAGACAGCAGGACGGAGUCGGCGCCGGCAGAGGUGAACUGCCCGACUGCGUGCUGGACUGGAUGGCAGCCGACUCCUCAACCACCGGAAAACAUCGAGGACCAGAGGAAGUUAAGGUUGUCACGGAAAGGGACAGCGCUGGGACGGAAAGCAGGACAGAAACUCUGUCUGAAGUGUCGAAAUCAACCAGCACGCGCCCCAAAGUGGACGAAACCCUCUGCAACAAAGACGCAGAUGCGGACCCGGGUGAACACCUCGGAGAGGCUGAUGCCGAGGCCGAUGGACGCCGUACCAACGAGAUAUCUCAGAGUCCGGCGUGUGGGGCGUCCGAGGAGACGGACAGCAGCGGAGGCAGUCAGGAAAGAAAGCAGCCGCAAGGUCGGAGAGCCGGCAAGCCCAUCAAGCUGGCCCUGACCUUCACUCAGAACCGCCCUGCUGCUUCACCCGACGAGCCGGACGCUCCCGACCCCGCGGCCGGAAACCCCGACAACCCCGACAGCAGCGCAAACCCGGACGCCCCAUCUGCUCUGCGCCCUGAAUGCCGCGACUCCGCUUUCCAUCCCGAUCCAGGUCCGAACCCCUCUGCUCAGCCCCCACCCCCCAACCCUCCCGCUUCUCCACCUCCUCCUCCCCAUCUGGCCGGAACGGGCCGCUCCUCUCAGACAGAACCCACAGACUUCGCACUUCUCUGGCGUCUCGCUCACCACGACGGCUCGGAGGAAACGGCCGGCGCCUUCGCGGUCGUGUGCGGCGACUCCUCCCGCUUCGUGCCGGGGCGCUCCCCCGCGGUCAGCGCGGGAGCCGGCGUUCACCCGCCGGGCCACGCGGACGUUCCCUACCGCGUGGUGCACGAGAAGGGCACACAGGUGGAGGAGAAGGACGUCGGGGUAACCCGAGGCCGUCUGGAGAACCUGCGCAUCCUCAGCAGCCAUUUUAAAAUGGUCGGCUUCGACACACUGGAGGAUCUGUACGACAAGUGCCACCAGGACCUGGAGUGGACCACCAACCUGCUGCUGGACUCGGGAGAGAGGUUCUUUAGGGACGAAGAGGCUGAAGAGCAGGAGCAUGAACACAUCAAAACGUCCGGUGUGGGUGGAGCUUCACAUGAGGCUGCGGAAAGCAGGAGAUGUCCCGACGUGGUAGGUGAGCCUCAACAAGAGGGACAGACUAAAGGAGAGCAAGCGGAGUCGGCUUCUGGGACUUCCUUCAACGCAGAGGCGCAGAGUUUGGGAGGUGCAUCAAACCAGGACCAAUCAGAUGCAACAUCAGACUCGGAAAGAGCUUCUCGAACAGAACUGUGUCAGCCGAGAGUCGCAAAAGAGCCAGGGCAAGGGGACGACCGGGAUCAGAUAAACAUACCAGAGCCCGGCCCAGCCAGACGAGCCUGCAGAGCGACCCUGGAUGAGGAAGUGAUAAUUGAGGAGUUCAGGGUUGAGACCGAGGACGAGGUGGCCAACAUGGAGGAGAUCAAUCGGCUGCUGCAGGCCGAGCUGGCCGAGAUCGAGAGAGAGGACAAACAGAGGAAGGAGGAGAGACAGAGGAAAGAGGAGAAACGGAGCCGACAUCUGGAUAUUCAGACCGUGGAGCUGAAACUGCCCACCGAGUUGGCGCUGCAGUUAACUGAGCUGUUUGGUCCUGUUGGACUCGACCAAGAUUCAGGAACAUGCCAUGAAGAGGACUUUUCCGUGCUGAUGGACCUGAAUCUGGCUAAAAUGCUUCACCAGAAGUGGAAGGAAAACAUCCAGGAAAGGCAACGACAAGCGGCGCUUUCUUUUCACUUGCUUCAGGAAAGUUCAUCACAGAGGGUGAAUUCACAGGGGGGCAAUUAUAGGCCACAAGACAGGACACUAUCACCACAAAAGGGGCAACAUGGGGCCUCUGGUCCCAUUCCAUACAUGGACCACUGGAGUGUGUCCCAUCCACCCAUCUCCCUCAGAGAUAUUAUAAAAGAGGAGCAGGCUUUGCAACAGACUUUGCAAAAGACCAGAAAAAGCCGUGCGGACCUGGACCAGCGGGAUGGAGCAACUUUAUUAAAAGAGCAGCAGCUGUUCUCCCUGUUCCCCACCAUCGACAGGAUUUUUCUCCAGGACAUCUUCAGAGACCACAACUAUAAACUGACGGAGACAGAGCAGUUUCUUCGCUCUUUACUGAACGAGGGACCCGCCAAGACGGUUAUUGCUCCAGAAAUUCCUCUCUCUGACCAUCACAGAACCGCCAGCAGGGAAAGAGAAAAGAGGCAAAAGCCCCUGGAAUCAGCUGCACUGAACUAUCAGGAUACCGAAGACCCAGAGUACGAGGACUUUAGAGCUGAGGCCAGCCUUCAGAGGACGAGACAACUCGAGAGCUUUGCCAAAGCCGCUGAAGCCUACAAGCAGGGCCGCAAAGAAGUGGCCUCGUUUUAUGCACAACAGGGCCACAUGCACGGCCAGCGGAUGCGUGAAGCCAACCAGCGUGCAGCCGCUCAGAUCUUUAACCGGGUCAACUCAUCGCUGCUGCCCAGAAACAUUCUGGACCUCCAUGGGCUUCAUGUGAAUGAGGCCCUGGAACAUCUGGGUCAGGUCUUAGAGAAAAAAACUGCAGAUUGUGAGCAGGGUCUCUGUCAACCUCAGCUCUCUGUAAUCACAGGAAGAGGGAACCACAGCCAAGGGGGAGUGGCCCGCAUCCGCCCCGCUGUUAUAGACUACCUCACCAACAAACAUUACAGGUUCACUGAAAAGCCAGGUCUCAUCUCUGUCUCUUUGAGGUGAACGGUUCCAGAUCAGCAGUUCAGCUCUCGUCUUCUCUCAUUCCUCACUUCUUUAGCACAAGUUGAACACGAUACACCACGUGCAUAACAUGAGUCUCUUGGCCUCAAUCAGUUACAGAGCCGCCAGAGAGAGAACUGCUGCUUGCACUGACACUAGUUUCAUUUUAUGUCUACUCUGCUUUCUCUUCAUGUGGAAAAAGGACUGCAUUGGUAAGAAAUGAGGUAUUUUAUGCAUCUGUAUAGAUUACAUGUGUUUAUUUUAAUGUCAAAUCUGUGUAUAUUUUACUCCAUAUGUGUAUAUUUACCUCCAUAUGUUUUAAAAUGAACAAGUCCUGUGUGUGUUACAGGCUCCAUGAUGAAAACAUUAAUAUGUAAACAUAAUCUUGAACUGUUAGUGCUAAUAUUUUAUUUGAAUCCCAGUCACAUGGGGUCUACUUGCAUCUUACUCCACAACCAGUUUUAAAGUAAUUAGUUAUUUGAGACGGUUAUCAUGACAUUUUAUGCUUUUCUGCAUCAUAAAGCUGAAAUGCUUUAAAGGAGGAGAGAACUUUAGCUCUUGUUUUAAAGUCUUAGUUUCACCACGAGGUACGCAUGAAACGUCAUGGACGAUCAAAGACGAUGUCGAUGUGGUCGAACCGCCUCAUCAAGCAGGUUUAGCAGCACCUACUGUGACUUCUUUGGUCUCCUUUGUGUGGAGGCACGUUGCCUUUUUAACGGUACACUUUGAUAAUAGUACAAACAAAUAUUAGCUGCUAAUAAACUGUUAUUUAAACUCAGGUGACUGCAAUGGUUAAGGGUUCUUCUCUUUUGAGGCCAGUUGAUUGUUUUCAGCUCAUGUAUGGUAGCUAUGUAAAACACGGUGCGCCAAGUGUUGUAACAUUUGUCUUCCAAGUGUGGCUACAUCAGUUUUUUAAUGCUUAAAACUGCUAAGGUUUUUCUACCUGUUUGAAAAAGAUAAGUUUUACCCUUUGUAAGUGCAGCUGUAAACACAUGAAAUUAUCCAUAUUGUUCAUAAAGUUUUACUGAAGAUGUUAUAUUGUGAAAUAAAACCAUAUUUGUAUAG
Molecule: messenger RNA, 6570 nt
Organism: Menidia menidia (Atlantic silverside)
Lineage: Eukaryota; Metazoa; Chordata; Actinopteri; Atheriniformes; Atherinopsidae
Source: the annotation of a GenBank genome assembly